Molecule: messenger RNA, 4726 nt
Organism: Crotalus tigris (Tiger rattlesnake)
Lineage: Eukaryota; Metazoa; Chordata; Lepidosauria; Squamata; Viperidae
Gene: ATMIN
Product: ATM interactor
Exons: 4
Coding region: 46-2469 (807 amino acids)
Biological process (GO): regulation of transcription by RNA polymerase II
Cellular component (GO): nucleus
Molecular function (GO): transcription cis-regulatory region binding; DNA-binding transcription factor activity, RNA polymerase II-specific
Source: RefSeq, a predicted model, not a curated record
ACCGGAAGCGCCCGACCGGUUGGUUUGGGUACGGGCGCGAGGAAGAUGGCGGCGGCCGCUCCUCCUCCUCAGCCGCAGCGGCCGCCUCAGCGCGGGGCCCCCGGCCUGGGUCUCGGGCGUCCCCGCCGCCCGGCACCCACCCGCGACGUCCGCCAGCGGCCGGCCAGCCCGCGGGAGCUGGUGACGCCCUCGGUGACGGAGCUGUCUCGGGCCGUCCGCAGCAACAUCUUGUGUACGGUGCCCGGCUGCGGCAAGGUGCUGCCCAACCCGCCGGCGCUGAGCAUGCACCUCAGCAAGGCCCACCGCCUGCAGCAGGAUGGAAAAAUAUAUCCUGCAACGAGGAAAGAUUUGAAAACGCUACAGAAAUACUACUGCUGUCCAAUUGAAGGUUGUCCUAGAGGACCCCAAAGGCCGUUUUCACAGUUUUCUCUUGUAAGGCAGCACUUCAUGAAAAUGCACGCUGAAAAGAAGCAUAAGUGCGACAAAUGUACCAAUUCGUACGGCACUAUAUGGGAUUUAAAGCGCCAUGUUUUGGACUGUGGCAAGACUUUCCAGUGUACUUGUGGCUGUCCAUAUGCUAGUAGGACAGCAUUGUUAUCUCACAUUUAUCGGACACAACAUGAGAUCCCGGUUGAACACAGGGAUCCGCCUAGCAAGAAAAGGAAAACUGAGACUUCGCUAUCUAACUGCCUGCCGGAAGAUAAAACAACAAACAAGCCCUCCGCCAACAUCUGCCACAGCAGAUGUGCCAGCAUGGAGGAUUUUGAGACCUUGGAAACCAAGUCUACAGCUUCUUUUGACGAUCCCAGCCAAUCUUAUACUAUUCAGCAAGCACAAGCACUGCCCAAAAAUGCACCAAAGUUUCUCUUGCCUAAGCCGAAAAUGGGUUUGGUUAAGCUCCCUGUAAUGCAGCUGACUCAGUUGCCUAUCUUUGUGGCAGCACCAAACUCUUCUGUGAAGUCCGUUGUGGUGGCUGUGAACGACAAAGGCUCUGUUAUGAGUGCUGUUCACUUAAUGCCAAUGCCAGUUGGAAUUAUGAUACCUGCCCUGGAGGCUGAAACCCUUGCCUUUAAAACCCCCUCAGCCCUUUCCAGAACCAAAACUGCCGAUGGUACUAAGCCAGUUAGUACAGGCAUCCAGGUGAAUUUAGGCAAAGCUCCUCCCCAUAAUCCAGUCCAAGCUCUAGAAGCCCUGUGCUAUAAAAACGGAAUCUGUUCCACAAAUGUUCAAACUGACCUAUCUUACGUUUCCCAGAGCUUUGUGCCUUCGGCAGCUUGGCCUCCCGAUUCCUCAGUGUCCUCGUGUUCUCAGACAGACCUGACUUUCAGUUCCCAAAUGUUGCUUCCAGUUAGUGUAGAGACACAGACCCUGUUACCCAGCUUAAAGCUGACUUCCUCCAUAGCUGCUCAGACAGAUGUGCUCACUCAGGCUUGCUUUCAACCCGGUGGGAUUUCUCGGGAGACUCAGACCAGCAAGUCCCAAAAAGGUAUGGGUGAGAACAUACACAUGGACCAGACCGUCACCUGCAGCAAUCUUUUCAGCAGCGUUAAUGCCGCAUUCCCCAAUUCAAACCCAAUGGCUCAUCCUGGCGGCCCCUUGAUGGCAGCCAACCUGGGUCAGAAUAUGCUAGUGCAAGGAAACUGCAAAACGGACACAAAGUGUGAGUCGAUGCUCAGCUUUAGCCCACCAACAAACGGUAUUCUUCCCCAGCAAAUUAUGACAGACAAUCAGACGCAAACCAUGGAGCUACUGAAUGAUCUGGAAACGAUUUUUUCCAACAACUCAGCAAGUCACUCGUUGGAUAACCGGAGUCUUUUAACAGAUACUCACUCCAACCCUGACAUUCCCUUAAGCUCCGUCCCUACCCAGAAUGCAGGGAUAGAUUUUGACCUUGAGGAAUUCUUUACAGCCUCCAACAUCCAAACUCAAACCGAAGAGGCUGAAUUUGGCAACUUGAACUCCGUGCCAGCCUUGGAGUCCCUAGACAUUGAAACCCAAACAGAUGUAUUUUCAGACCACGCUACCCAAUCCUACACCUCUCGGAGUAAUUCUAAUUUCUUAGGCUUAGAGAUGUUUGACACGCAGACCCAGACGGACUUAAAUUUCUUCCUGGACACUCCCUACCUGCCUUUGGGGAACAUCUUGAAGCCCUCUGCUUUUUUGAUGAGCGCCGACUCUUCCAAUACAGAAACCCAAACAGAAAUGAGAUGUCCUGACAGCGAGAUCUCCAAUCAUAUGUCAGAGAGCAAAGUCCAGCUGAACAGCGCUGAAACGCAAACCAUAGACAGCUGUCUUGAUACCCUAGGCAGUUUAUUUCUCACCAGCAACGAGACUCAGACAGUUAUGGACGAUUUCCUUUUGGCUGACUUGGCCUGGAAUACGAUGGAGUCACAGUUUAGUUCCGUAGAGACACAAACCUGUGCAGAAUUGUGCUCGUUGCUUCAGGGGUCCGACAAAGCAAGCUCUUGAAUGCCAUUCUCACACUGCAGCAUUUUGAAGGUUAAGUUAUAAGGGGGAAGAAAACAUAAUUGGGGUUAGCUCUACCAAGGGUAACUAACUAUAAAGCCUCGGUUUACAGACCGUGUCAGAUUGCAAAGUACUUUCACUGUUGUGUAUUGUGACUAAUUUAAGCCCUGUUGCAUAUGGUUACAGUUGUACGUUAUGUUUGGGCACUUUAUAAGGCUUCUGCUGCUUGCUUCUGCUAUCCUGAAUGAAUGUUCACAAACCCACAGUUCUCCUCUCAUCGGUUUUAAUCAUGUCUGACAUCUGACCUUGAUGGAUACUGAUGCUAAAGCUGCUUUUUUUGAGAAUUAACAAUAUGACUUCUGAGUAAACAUAAUGCCCCAGGUUUUAACUCUGUAAUUUUUCCUUUUUGUUGUUUUUCUGCAUAUAUUGGUGUCGGUUGCCCCUGCUUAUAAGAAGUUUAUAUCUUACGAGGUCUCCAGCAACUCCUAUGAAUUCAGUCUUCAGCAUAUUGAUCUGUUACAGUUGACCAGUUAUGCAACCAUGGCAGUUCCAGUGUUAUUAAACAUAAUAUUCUAAGAAAAGGAGCCAAAGUCUUAUGAACCAGAUUUUCUCUAACUUUUGUUUGUGUAUUUCUCACUGUCAGGAAGUGAAUAACAUUGUAUUAUAUAGACACUAAGCCGACAAGAUGUCACACAGUUCCAUGUUUGGAGUAGGUGCAGCUUGCUAUUAAGAAAACAAGUAUUUGUAGCCAGAUUUUUUUUUAAAAAAAAUUGUCUCCUGUGUAUUCUUAGUUGAUAUCACAUUUAUGGAAUUGAACUCAAUAGUUUCAAAACCUCUAUCACGUACAGAAAAUAAGCAGAGGACCGUAUGCAGAAAUGAAAAAGGAAUCGCCUAAAGAGACCCUAUGAAAUUCCUUUUCAAAAUGCAUUUUGAGUUUAAAAAGUCUUCAAAGUUUCUGCUUUAAACAUAAUCUGGGGUUGUCCAAGAUUGUUUCUUGUUCACCCUUAUUUCCGCUGGACUUAAUUGUUUCCAAUUCUUCACGCUGCUUCUAGAGACAGAUAUGCCAGCUAAUAUUAAAAUAGCUGUUUCCAAAACACUGGUUUAAGACAAUUGUUUAGAAAGCCAAGAACAGGUUUACAGUUCAACCAAGUCAUUUGGUACAUCUACAGCUACUGCAGGAGAACAGUCUAUCAAAGGCCAGGUGACUUACAGUCAUCUUUACCAAAGAUCUCAACAUAACUAUUGGACUGCGUUGGUGAGGGUGAGUAAAUUGACUUUCUGUUGAGCACUGGAUUCCCUGAGCACCAUUGUAGUUUUCCAAGGGCCAAAAGUGUGUGAUUUUAUUGAUUGCAGCUCUUAUAAUAAUAAUAAGGCAAAAUGAAUUGCUUGAUGUGCUUCUGUUGGGUCUGCACAAAGUUUGGUUUAGGAGCAAGAUUGUAUUAGAGAGAAAUAUUUCAUUAAAUUUCUUCAGACCUUAUUCUCUCUAAAGUUUCUGUAGUUAGUAAGAUUGCUUUUCUCUUUGACAGUCUGCCUUGGAGGAGGGUUGUGUGCUGUUGAAUUGCUUAUCUAAUUAUUCAAUAUAAAGAAUAGCAGCUUGGUAAAAAGUCCAUGUGCUGCAAUUUACAACUCUGUGGCUCACCCUCCAAAGGACGUUUUACAUGUGGUGGAAAUGAAGGAUUCAAAUGAGACAUAGAUUUGUCAAAAUGCCCGACAGCAGAAACUUAGUGACCACAUUAGUCCAUAAACACUGUAUAUUGUAUGCGUACACAUGUAUAACAUACAAAUUGCUUUUAGCAAAGAGUAAUUGCCUAUACAAGGAAGUAAGUGUUCAUAUACUUUUGUAUUUCACAAGGAAGAAGCAUUUCUGUUUUUAUUGUAGAUUUGGGAGAACAUCAGGAUGUACAACAACAUUUCUAAUCCUGCUAAAGCGUCAAGCUGACUUGUGCCUACAAGCUAGUGCAGUCUGCUUAUAGAAGUAUAUAGCCCAAUAGUUAGAAUUCAGAACGCAAUGCGCUUGCUACAUGCUUGAUAGAAGUAUAACAGCCUCUCUGGAUCUGCCUAAUGUGUCUAGGUCUCAAUAUACCCAAACAUUUGGUCAUUAAUCUAAGUGCAUUUACAAAGGUUUUGCUCAAAUGCUAUCCUGUUAUUUAAAAGUAGCAGCACUGAUUCAGUAGAAGUCAUGUUGAUGUAUAAGCUGUUCCUUGAUGGUGGUUUUAAGGAACUAUUUAUAGAAAUAAACUUUUUCUGGUUCUGACCAAUA